AUGGACAGAAAAAAACCUAAAGUACCUCCAUCUUCCUAUUUAAUUUUUUGUAAUUAUGAAAGAGAUAAUGUUAAAAACAUUUUAUUAGAAAAAUCUAAUAAAGCAACAAUAAAAAUAACUGAUAUUCAAAAAGAAUUAAGUAAUAAAUGGAAAUCUUUGUCUGAAGAGGAAAGAAAUAAAUAUGAAGAACAAGCUCAAAUUUUAAAAUCAAAAUAUAAUGAAGAAUUGUUGGAAUGGCAAAAUCUUCAAAAAAAUGACAUGUCUGGUGUUACGAAUAUGCAAAACUUUACUAAAUUUCCUAUUAUGAAAAUUCAGAAAAUUAUGCAUUUGAAUAAUAAUGUCAAAAAGAUUAAUAAUGAAGCUAUUAAUAUUUUUCAAAAAGCAGUGAUUAUGUUUUUAAUUGAGUUAGUUAACAAAACUAUUGAAUAUAAGAAUGAAAAAAAUUCCUCCCGAUAUAUAACAACCCUUGAUAUAAUUUCGUGCAUAAAAAGGGAAGGAAUAAAAUAUAAAUUUCUUGAAGAUUGUUUGUAUUUAUUAAAAGAUGAAGGUAUUAACACAUUUUUUCUUGAAGAUGAUGAAAAUGAAGAAUCAUUAUUUGAUUUAUGUGAAGAAGAUAAAAAGGAAUAUGAUUAUGAUAUAGAAGAAAAGAAAUUAAGUAAAUUGAAGAAAAAAGAAAAUAAAGCAAAAGAUAAAAAUGGGAAAAAAAAUGUUUAUGCGGAUAUUACAACUUUUUUUAAAAAAAUUUAG
Molecule: messenger RNA, 747 nt
Organism: Plasmodium gallinaceum
Lineage: Eukaryota; Apicomplexa; Aconoidasida; Haemosporida; Plasmodiidae
Gene: HMGB4
Product: high mobility group protein B4, putative
Exons: 11
Coding region: 1-747 (248 amino acids)
Biological process (GO): regulation of DNA-templated transcription
Cellular component (GO): nucleus
Molecular function (GO): protein heterodimerization activity
Source: RefSeq, a predicted model, not a curated record